This is a messenger RNA of Cyprinus carpio (common carp), 988 nucleotides long. Its product is annotated as transmembrane protein 222. NCBI's taxonomy places the organism in Eukaryota, Metazoa, Chordata, Actinopteri, Cypriniformes, Cyprinidae. The record is from RefSeq and is a predicted model, not a curated record.
CGCCGUCGCGGUGACGUCACCGCGCACAGACUGUGAUGGCGGAUGUUACAGAGAUAGAUACAAUGAAGCACUAUCACGGCGGUUUCGAGAAAAUCGACAAAGAAAUGUGCCGUUAUCCGCACUGCAUCGUCUGGACCCCCAUCCCGGUUCUGACGUGGUUCCUGCCCUUCAUUGGUCACAUGGGCAUCUGCACAUCCACCGGUGUGAUCAGGGACUUCGCAGGGCCUUAUUUCGUAUCAGAGGACAACAUGGCGUUUGGAAAACCAACAAAGUACUGGAAGCUGGAUAAGAAUAAAGUGUACGGCGGCGGAGCGAACGCCUGGGAUUUAGCCGUGCAUGAGGCAUCCGAGGAGUACAAAAACAGAAUGCACAAUCUGUGUUGUGAUAACUGUCACUCUCAUGUGGCCAUGGCUCUGAACCUCAUGCGCUAUGAUAACAGCUCCUCCUGGAACAUGGUCAACCUCUGCCUGCUGUCCUUCAUCCACAGCAAACACAUCAGCUUUGUGGGGUUCCUGAAGACCUGGCUGCCUUUCCUGAUGAUUUGUGGGGUCAUCGUGACCAUCGCCCUCGCGCUCAACCUGCGAUGAUGACCGAGAGAGCUGCUGUGUACACCUCAGGAUCACCACGAGCAGCUGAAAUACAGAGACCUCUGUGCAUCUGGAGACACGAGACCUUGGGAAGUCAAUUACAGGGACUCUUCCAUCACAUAAGCUUUAGCGUUUGAUAUAUUUGUAAUAUAAUCAUACCACGUAUACGUGGAUGGGGCUGAAUGAAUGAAACAUGGCAGCAGUUUCCUGUCAAAAUGAUGAGAAUGAGUAUGUUUUCAUCAGUUGUUUUAAAUGAUCCUGAAUGUUCUCAGGCGUAGAUUGUUCUGCAUUAAUGGAGUCUGUACAUUUUUCUUAAUUCCAGUUUCAUUCCUUUUGAUUUUUUAAUGUUUACGUCUUCAUUCAUUUAUAUUGUAUGACCAAAUACAACAGUAUAUCCGUAA